GGUCGCUGUAGGUUUGGAAAUAGCAUCACACCAAAACCAACUACAGCCCUGGGUUACCACUGACAAUAUCCAAAUGUCAUUUAGCGAUAAAGAUGCACAAGACAAUAUCCUCUAAUGCAUUUCCAAUAAACUGCCUUGAUAGCAUGGACAAAAGACUACACACAUCAGCCUUGAAGACUACAGCCUAACACCAAAUGUGGGAAAGAGGAGAGGGAGGAAGGACGGGUGGGUGGAAGGAAGGAUGGAAAGGCACAAAAAAGUAACGGAAAUGGUGGCAGGGAAAUUAAGAUUGGAGUGGGGAUUUGAAAUGAUGACUCAUGAUGUAAUUGACUACUGAUGACUAGGCUACAAACAUUCUGACAGACACACACAAACACACACUUCCUCACAACAACCAUCAAAGAAAGCCAGACUGGAGGACAAGACUGGGCCAAAUGUGAUUAAAAAGAUAACUGCCGCGGUCCUCCUUCUCGAAAACCCAGACAUAUUGUUUUCGUGCUCUGCACCGGGGAGAGGCUACACCGCAUUGGUGGUGUACGACUGUUAUGGAAGCCACCUGCCCCCGUACCUCUCUUUCUCGCCUCGGAUCUCCGCUGACAGUAACGGCGCAGUCCACUAUCAAUUUGCACUAAAUACAGUGAGAGUGAACCUGUAAGACGGGAAGACAUGAGAGGCCAACCGCGGCUGUCCCUGGUCGCCUUCUCGGCAGUGCUUCUCUGUCUGUGCCGCGCAACAAUCGCAGUUUCCAACCAGACACGCGGCGGCCGCUAUGCGCAAUCACCAUCAGCGUCAGCAUAUUCAUCAGACGAGGGAAGCGAGAAGGACGUGGGUGUCUCUCCAAACUCUGGCCAACACCAUAACUACGGUAUUGAUUAUUUCAGUAAGAAUGAAACUAUGAGCACACCAAAGCUGGAGGGGGACCUCAGCCAUAGGAAUGGCACUUCAUCCAUCAACACCAGCAGAGGCAAUACAGGAACCACUGUGAUAUCUGGCAGGCCAGACCAUGUGCAAGGUGGAACAAGGUGGGUCAUGGCCAUGGAGGGAGAAGUGGCACCAAUAUGUGCCUACCGGGUAACAGAGGGGGGAAUCGGGGGGCGGUUGUGUUUUCAACACACACAGCAGGGGUUCAGGUGUCAUCGUGGAGAGUGCCGAACUGUUCAGUCUCCAGGAGGGUCCCUGGUGGCCAAUGUUCUGACCAAUGGUAGCGUGCUGCUACAGUGGACAUACGGAGGUCUGAGGGGAGAGGCUCAAGGGACAACCAAAGGAAACACAGCUAGACAUGACCUAGAUAAACAAGAGACUAAGACUAGAGGAACAAUUGUAGAAGGACAGACAGGGGCCCCUAGGACAGGGCUUGGGGAAGAGAGCAGGAGUUUGAUUGCCCCACCAAAGAGGGUAUUCAGUGGACGACGGGUCAGAAGAGGUGGGUUUGCGCUGAGCUGCUGGUGGAAUGGGAGCUACACCCAGUUUGAGUGCGCUGGUCUUCAUCUUGGCUCCGGUUGCAGGGACUUCCUGCUGACUGAGCUCCAUGAGAACGUCCCCUACCGCAUCUGCCUGCAUCCGCUGGCCUCCACCCUGACCCCACCGCCCCACUCAGGAGGAGCAGGCCAAAGACAGGACCUGGGAGACUGCGUGGAGUUCACCGUCUCAUCCUUGGGCAUGCAGGACAUUGUGAUCGCCAUGACAACAGUGGGAGGAGCCAUCUGUGUGAUGCUGGUCAUCAUCUGCCUGUUGGUGGCGUACAUCACUGAGAACAUCAUGAGCCCCACGACACAGCACUCACACUCCACAUACCACACACACUCUCACCACUAAUGUCACUCACGCACGCGCACACACUUGUAUCCUUGUUAAGCAAUAUCACAAAAAUGUAUUUUACUCCCACAUCUAAAUCAAUACACUAAAAACACAUGUAUGUAACAUACUGUGAUUGAACAACCACACACACAUAAUAGAAAUCUCACACAGAUUCAGGGCAUCGCACCUUACACACGACUAAAAUACAUCAUACCGAUGUGCAAGCUUGUGGAAGAACAAUGAACUAAGCCUCAGAACAGACCACCACACUUUCAAAUACUUUUGAAAUGAUAGGGCUCAGAUAAUUACAUCUCUGUUUGUGUGUGCAUAUUUUCCUCUCAUGUGUAUUUAUCUCAUUAGCCUUUCUGCUAGUAAUCAACGUGUGCUGUAUUAGAGAUAGUAAGAUGGUAGUCGGUAGGCCUACCUAAGAGUGAAACAUUGUCUAUAGUUGAGCAGAGGAAAAAAAAAUGUGUACCAACCAGUAUAAACCAGUAUUUAUAAAGAUUUCUCAAUUUUUUGAUUACCUCUGUUAAGUGGCAAAUAAUAAGUGCAAGCACAGUAGGUCAUUUAAUUUGUGCUUUCUUCAUUUUUACCUCAGAGAGGAUUCAUUUAAUUACUGUCAACAAUUAACCCCCAGGCAGCCAAGAAUGAUAUUCGCCAUAUCUUGUCAUGGCUGUAGAGAGCUAUGUAUGUCAUAGACCUUCAACAGGCUGGUCUGCUCUGCAGUCUGACAAAUACUAUGCCAAACCUCUAUUUUAGGAGGCCCUGUGGAAUCAAUAAAACACACCGAAUAUGUGUGUAUGUGUGUGUACAAUAAAAUAACCUUAAUAUUUGUAUCUGUCCGUCCAUCCAUCCAUCGUACAAAUAAAAUAUAGAUGGCUA
Salvelinus fontinalis (brook trout) is the source of this 2679-nucleotide messenger RNA. RefSeq lists its product as uncharacterized. NCBI's taxonomy places the organism in Eukaryota, Metazoa, Chordata, Actinopteri, Salmoniformes, Salmonidae. Bases 667 to 1815 code for a protein of 382 amino acids. The transcript has 3 exons. The record is from RefSeq and is a predicted model, not a curated record.